ACUGAUCCCAGCAAGAUAUACACACAUUGGCAUCUGCUUGCUCGUCAUUAUCGGCCAUAAACGGAGAAUUUCAUGUGCAGCAGCGGGUUACACGACGUCUUCGACUUACUCUGACGCAUCCACUCUAGCAUGGUCAGCACCGCCGGAAACACCAUCGGUCCCUGAUGCGGGCAACUCAAUCUACCCGAACAGACGCUAGGAUCUGGCAUGUCCACGGGGUAUCUGGCGCCGUUCCGCCGUUGGGCCUUUUUCAAACGCCGUAGAAUUCUGAUCUGAUCGGGAUGCUCCGGUUGGAUGCUGUGUCCGGGAAAAAGAUGCUUCCGUGGGCUUAGGGGAGCUGGCUGAACCAUCCGGAGCACGUCUUUUGAGGCCCUUCUGCUUUCAAGGCUUGGAAUACAUCAUGACUGUACCUGGUGUGAAUUCUAAAUACUAACUAAGCCCUCUUUGGAAUUGCGGGAGGCUGGAACCCGGGACAAAUGUCGAGAGGUACAGUACCUGAGGGUCUCUCUGCUCAACGGGACCCGCAGUGGAACCAAGAUCCUCAUAUCUGAGUUCGGUAAACACUGCAGCCAGCAUUACUUUCCACUCCCGCUGGGUCGGAAGCUGGCUAGCGAUGCGGUAAGACGUACUAGAUGUUGUUGAUGGAAGUGUACCAUCGUGGCCAGCUAUGUGGCUUGCUGGGGGACGCCAUUAUUUCAAAAAGCGAACCCAUCCUGCCUUUCUUGCUUGCUCUGCCGGCUGCCAUCGACGUGUUUCAACUGUUCUCUGCUACCCAGUGUCUGUUCUCCCCUGUGUUUGUGUUCACCUACAAAAUGUCUGACCUGAAAGCCUCCGUUGCGGAGACUCCCUCUGGAUUCCAUGUCGAGGGCUAUGAGAAGAUCGAAUAUGACUUCACUUUCAUUGACGGGGUGUUUGACAUCAAGCGAAGCGAGCUAGCUGAUUGUUACAAACAAUGGGGUCGCUGCUUGGCCGUCAUGGACUACAACAUCUUCAAUGUCUAUGGCGAACAAAUGCAAAAGUACUUUGAUCACCACAACAUUGAGCUCGACAUCCACAAGACGAUGAUUGGGGAGAAAGCCAAGUCAAUCGACACGUUCCUCAGCAUUGUGGACUCGAUGAACAAGUUCGGGAUCUAUCGAAAGGAACCAGUACUCGUCAUUGGCGGUGGGCUUGUCACGGAUGUUGCUGGUUUUGCAUGUGCCGCCUACCGCAGAAACACCAACUACAUCAGAAUCCCCACCACUGUGAUUGGGCUUAUUGAUGCUUCGGUGUCGAUCAAGGUCGCCGUCAACUAUGGCAACUACAAAAACCGUCUAGGUGCCUACCAUGCUCCAAUGCACACUUUCCUGGAUUUCACAUUCCUGCGGACCCUUCCGGAAGCACAGAUCCGUAACGGGUUUGCGGAGUUGAUCAAGAUCUCCACCUGUGCACACCUGCCAACGUUCAAUUUGCUCGACAAAUAUUGUGAACAAUUGAUCAGCACCGGCUUUGGUCGCAAGGAUGGCGCUUCACAGGAAGUGCGCAAUGCCGCAGAUGACAUCAACCGUGCGGGCAUUCACGAGAUGUUGAAGCUGGAGACGCCUAAUCUUCACGAGAUUGGCUUGGAUCGAGUCAUUGCUUAUGGUCACACAUGGUCACCCCUUCACGAACUGGUUCCGGACGUGCCGCUUCGCCACGGUCAUGCGAUAUCUAUCGAUAUGGCAUACUCUGCAACCCUGGCAAAUAUGCGUGGAAUUUUAAGCGACGAAGAUCACAAGCGAAUCCUGAACCUUUUUUCACGUGCUGGCUUGUCAAUGGACCAUCACCAGUUUGACGAGGAGAUUCUCGACAAAGGAACAAAGGCCAUCUUGAGGACUCGAGACGGAAAACUCAGGGCGGCUGUGCCCAGUCCUCUGGGAAGAUGCGUCUUCCUCAAUGACGUUUCCAUGGACGACAUGUAUGCCGCUCUCCGACGUCACAAAUCGCUCAUGAAGGACUAUCCUCGUAACGGGGAAGGUCUGGAAGCAUUUGUUGACGCUAGUGACACAGGAUACACUGUCAAUGGCCUGCCGGUGGAACUGAAUGGCUCUUCCACAAACGCGAAACUGAAAGUCCUCAACGAUGACGUGAAAGCAACGGGUGUGGCUACCAAUGGUCAUGUCGACGUUGACGGGAAAAGGACGAAUGGGAUCACCAAGGCGACCAAACAUGCGUCUGGCCCUGAAGGCGUGGAUGGUCUCCAGGGCGGUGCUGUCGAUGCCGUCCCCAAUGGAUACUCGAACGGCAUUGCUAAUGGGGUGAAUGGAAAUGCCAACGGUGUCCACACCAAUGGCGUUCACUAGGCGCAUGAAGGCAAAAUACAGGGCCGACAGGUUUCUCCACACACAAUCUUGGGGGCUUGGGGCGUGGGACGAAAACAUUGGCGAGAAAGUCAGUGGCAUGAGAGAAAAUACCUUGUCCGGGAGGAAGAUCACGAAGAACAACAUUGCGAGACUUGCAUGAAGCAGAAUCAUGGUCAUCAUGUGGCCAAAGAGCCGGUUGACCUACACCUUCCUAGCCUUGUGGAUUUCUCUUCGGGCAGUGACAGUCGAAGUCUAGGGCAUUGCUUAACUGCCUUAGUUGUCCGCUUCUUUCCUCUGACCAGACUUCCUUUCUCCGCGCCCUAUCUUCAGGGCAGCGAAUGAAUGACUGAGAGUUCUGCUUGACGAAUCAUUCCAUCCCUUGGGCACCCACAAGUGACCCUAAGACCUCCAAACAAAAAAGCUCCCCGUUUGUAUGCCGUGCCUCGAUGUCGGCCCGGGCCUCUUUUCCAACUACCUCGGUACUAACUAGUAACUGCCCACUGUAAAGAGGGCGAAGUCCUCCUAGGCCAAGGCAGAAACAAUGAGUUCAGCUCAGCACAACACAGCAUUUUCAGCAAACCAACGAAAAGAAUAUGUUUCAUGACAAGACUUCCAAUCCAGACAAGGCAACACAGGGUGGAUAGGUAGAUAGAUGUCCAGCACUGCCUGCAGUGCUACUCAGCUCACUCACCUUGGGAAUGAGUCGCGGCGCAGUGAUGGUGAUGAUGCCCAAUUUGGCCUGCAAUGUGUCACAGUUUUGUAAGUCAGUCCAUCCAGUCCACUAUUCAGUCGUCAACGAACAGUUGUGUUGUUGUCAUCGUUUCGUCUACCACUGCAGUCACAGGCCUCUCUCACUUGGACAGCAAGGAACCCAAAAUCAUUAUGGCAUUGUGUGUUCCUGGAUCCUCUCAAAUGAUGUUGCUUCCCCACUGUAUCCAGGGCAGGGCCAGACAAUAACGACAACGCAAAGGGGUCUUACAUACCUGAACAGCCCAGGUCCCUUGUGCAAAGUUCUUCUUCAUAUAACUCUUUAGCCUGUCUGGGUCAACGUAUCGGUCGUCGAUGAUUUGUCGCACUUGGCCGCCGCCGCUGCUGCUGGGCGAAGAUGGAGAGUUGGAUUUGCUGGUCGAUGUGGACGACCGAGAGGAUGCGGUGUCUUGCCUAGUAGGGAGAGGCAUUUUGCUCAACAGCCCGCAACGCCAAAGGAAGGCAAGCAAGCAGGCAGGCAGGCUGAAGAAAGCCAAGUUUCUACCACUGGCACCCCAAGAAAGAUAAGGAGGAUACGCUUGCACUAUUGCAGCUGAGCUGCAGAGCGGGCUGAAUUCUCGACUUCAAGGAAACUUACACUAAGUAUGUGUUACUGGAGAUAUCAGCCGCUUUUGAAUGAAGGCGACCACAUGGAUGUUUUUAUUCAAGCGAACAGAUUGUCAGCCCCAUGCUACAGGGAGCAGCAGCCGAGCUGCAUUCUACCGACUGCUUGGUGCAGAAUCUGAGAGUCUAGAGUCGGGCGUGGGCGCGCCUCUGGUAGACUAAUGCGCCUGGUGCAUUGGCGAGAACGAAUGAUUCUGGUUGAUUGAGCACCGAAUCCGAGCCAGUCUUGUAUUUGUUUUUGCUGUGCAUGGCACCAUGUCGGGCUUUCCGGCAUUGUACAACUGUAUGCUGUACAAACCUGUGAAAGGAGCUCCCUCCAUGCCAGUGGUCGCCCUUGGCUAAGGAGUAUGCAGAAUGUUGUCAUCUCUAAUCAGCAA
Molecule: messenger RNA, 4069 nt
Organism: Exophiala dermatitidis NIH/UT8656
Lineage: Eukaryota; Fungi; Ascomycota; Eurotiomycetes; Chaetothyriales; Herpotrichiellaceae
Product: 3-dehydroquinate synthase
Exons: 4
Coding region: 633-2321 (562 amino acids)
Biological process (GO): antibiotic biosynthetic process
Molecular function (GO): 3-dehydroquinate synthase activity
Source: RefSeq, a predicted model, not a curated record